Molecule: messenger RNA, 1884 nt
Organism: Talaromyces rugulosus
Lineage: Eukaryota; Fungi; Ascomycota; Eurotiomycetes; Eurotiales; Trichocomaceae
Exons: 3
Coding region: 1-1884 (627 amino acids)
Molecular function (GO): ATP hydrolysis activity; ATP binding
Source: RefSeq, a predicted model, not a curated record
AUGGUCUCUGCUUCCAAAGCCGCCCGCCAGGCCAAGCGUGCCGCCGACGGUGCUGACAAGAAGCCUUCCAAGUUGGCAUCAAAAAAGGUCGGCAAGGGCAAGGGCGACGAAACCCCCGAGCUCUUGGACGGCGAUGGUGAUGCCGUCCCAGCCAGCGAACAGCCCGCCACUACCGCCGACAAGAUGAAGGAAGUCGACAAGCUGACCUCCCAGAUGGACAAGCACGGUCUCUCCGACCGAGUCACAACCGGUGUCCUGUCGUCGAUGGCAUCGUCCCGCGAUGCCAAAGUCACAUCGGCCUCCCUGGUGUUUCACGGAAAGGUUCUCUUCAACGACAGUACCCUUGAAGUCAACUAUGGCCGCCGUUACGGUCUGUUGGGUGAAAACGGUUGCGGCAAGUCCACACUGUUGAAGGCUAUCGCCCAGCGCGAAUUCCCUAUUCCGGAGCACAUCGAUAUCUACCUUUUGAACGAGGGUGCACCCCCCAGUGAUCUUGGUGCUUUGGAGUGGGUCGUCACCGAAGCCGAGAAUGAAUUGGCCCGCUUGGAGAAGCUGGCCGAAGAUAUUCUCGAGUCCGACGGUCCUGAAGCCCCGAUUCUCGAGGAUCUUUAUGAACGUAUGGAAACCAUGGACCCGUCAACCUUCCAUACCCGUGCAUCUUUGAUUUUGACUGGUUUGGGAUUCAACAAGACCACCAUCCUGAAGAAGACCAAGGACAUGUCCGGUGGUUGGCGAAUGCGUGUCGCCCUGGGCAAGGCCCUCUUCGUCAAGCCUUCCCUGCUGCUGCUCGACGACCCAACCGCUCACUUGGAUCUUGAAGCCUGUGUGUGGCUUGAAGAAUACCUUAAGAAGUGGGACCGCACCCUCAUGUUGGUGUCUCACUCGAUGGACUUCCUGAACGGUGUCUGCACAACCAUGAUUGAUAUGCGCAUGCAGAAGCUUAUUUACUACGGUGGUAACUACGACUCAUACCACAAGACAAGGGACGAACAGGAAACAAACCAGACGAAGGCCUACAAUAAGCAACAGGAAGAAAUUUCCCACAUCAAAAAGUUCAUUGCCUCCGCCGGUACCUAUGCCAACUUGGUUCGUCAAGCCAAGUCUCGCCAGAAGAUUCUCGACAAGAUGGAGGCCGACGGUUUCAUCCAGCCUGUCAUUCCCGACAAAGUCUUUACUUUCCGUUUUGCCGAUGUUGAGAAGCUUCCCCCCCCUGUCCUGUCCUUUGACGACGUCACCUUUUCGUACUCUGGCAAUGCCAACGACACCUUGUACGAGAACCUCGACCUUGGUGUCGACAUGGACUCGCGAACUGCAUUGGUCGGUCCUAAUGGUGUCGGCAAAUCGACCCUGCUUCGUUUGAUGACCGGCAAGCUCAGCCCCAACAGCGGCCGAGUUACCCGCCACACUCACUUGAAGCUCGGUCUCUACAGCCAGCACUCUGCCGAGCAGCUGGACCUGACCAAAUCCGCCCUGGAUUUCGUGCGCGACAAGUUCAGCACAAAGAGUCAAGACUAUCAAUUCUGGCGUCAACAGCUUGGCCGUUACGGUCUAUCUGGUGAGUCGCAGACUGCGCUCAUGGGCACUCUGUCUGAGGGACAAAAGAGCCGUAUCGUUUUCGCUUUGCUUGCUAUUGAAUCGCCAAACAUGCUUCUUCUCGACGAGCCGACCAACGGUCUCGACAUUCCUACCAUUGACAGUUUGGCAGAUGCCAUUAAAGCUUUCAACGGUGGUGUCGUCGUGGUAUCUCACGAUUUCCGACUUUUGGACAAGAUUGCCAAAGAUAUUAUGGUGUGUGAACACAAGACCAUCCGCCGAUGGGAUGGCAGCAUUGGAGAGUACAAGGACCAUCUCCGCAAGAAAAUGCUUCAAUCAGGUGCCGUCUAG